Molecule: messenger RNA, 2581 nt
Organism: Rana temporaria (common frog)
Lineage: Eukaryota; Metazoa; Chordata; Amphibia; Anura; Ranidae
Product: E3 ubiquitin-protein ligase TRIM39-like
Exons: 1
Coding region: 35-1654 (539 amino acids)
Molecular function (GO): protein binding; zinc ion binding
Source: RefSeq, a predicted model, not a curated record
UUAAUCUUCUCACUUUACUCUUCUGUCCUCAGCGAUGGAGUCUUCUCAUCUGAAAGACGAUCUGGAAUGUUCCGUCUGUCUGGACUUUUAUACGGAUCCUGUGACCCUGAGAUGUGGACACAACUUCUGCCGGGACUGUAUUAGUCGUGUGUUGGAUACACAGGAUCGGUCUGGAGGAUAUUCCUGUCCUGAAUGUAGAGAACAACUCAAGAAACGUCCCGUCCUUCAGAAGAACAUUACUCUGUGUAAGAUAUUGGAGACCCUCCAGACUACACAAGGUGAUCGGGACAAAACCGGGAUCUCCUGUACUUACUGUAUUCACACUCCUGUACCUGCUGUGAAAUCCUGUCUGCUGUGUGAAGCUUCUCUGUGUGACAAUCACCUGAGAGUCCACAGCAAGGCACCAGAACACGUCUUAUGUGACCCCACCACUUCCCCGGAGAACAGGAAAUGCUCCGUCCAUAAGAAGAUCCUGGAGUAUUACUGCACUGAGGACUCCACCUGUAUCUGUAUGUCCUGCAGGCUGGAUGGAGAACAUCGGGGACACCAGGUGGAGACUCUGGAUGAGGCCUCUGAGAUGAAGAAGAAGAAACUGAGGAAUGUUCUGCAGAAACUGAUGACAGAGAGAGAGGAGAUGGAGAAAAGAGUCCAGAGUCUGGAGGAGCACAGGAGGAAAGUACAAGGAAAAGCAGAUGAUGAAACAGAGAGAGUCACUGUCCUGUUCAGAGACCUCCGGAGACGUCUGGAAGACCUGGAGAAGAGAGUUCUGAGGGACAUCUCCGGGCAGGCAGAGCGGAUCUCCAUGUUAAUCAAUGAUCUGCUCCAGGAUCUGGAAAUAAAGAAGGAGGAGCUGUCCAGGAAGAUGGGGGACAUUGAGGAGCUGUGUAACAUGACUGAUCCACUGACUGUCCUCCAGGAAUCAGAAACAGGUGACUUGUGUUAUACUGAGGAUGAGGAGGACAGAGAGAGACGUGAUAAACUCCUCCAUGAUGGAGGGGAUCUGGAUGUGGCGGGGAUCUCACACACAUUACACACAGGUUUAUCUGAUAUCAUGUUUGGAGUAAAUGAUGUAAAAGAAUGUACAGGCACACAUGCCUGCAAAACAUUGGGGGUGUCGGGGGUUACAGACAUAUUACUGGAUGUGAGUACAGCUGGUAAUAAUCUAUAUAUAUCAGAUAACAGGAGAACUGUAUUCUUUAGAUUUCAUAGCCAGAAUCGCCCAGAAACACCAGAGAGAUUUGGUUGUUCUCAGGUGAUGAGCAGUCAGAGUUUCUCCUCAGGGAGACAUUACUGGGAAGUUGAUAUUGAGGAGUCAGGGUACUGGAGAGUCGGGAUGUGUUACCGAAGUAUAGAAAGAAGGAAAGGAGAUCAGUCACGGAUUGGAUAUAAUACCAAGUCCUGGGGAUUGGAGAUGGAGAAAAAUCAAUACUUAGUGAGACAUGACAGUAAUAAGAUCCCAAUACCUGGUGAAGGCUCCAGUAAAAGAGUCGGGAUAGAUCUGGAUUAUGAGGCCGGGCGGAUCUCCUUUUAUGAUCUGUGUGACCCGAUCCGAUAUCUCCACACCUUCACCACUACCUUCACUGAGCCCCUCCAUGCUGUAUUAUGGGUAGGGUUUGGUUCCUGUAUAAAGAUAUGUGGGGGAAAUCAGAUGUGAGAAAUCUGCCCAGAGACUGGUGACAUCACAGGGUGGAGAAUCUGAUUGGUGCAAUACUCAUGACUGAUUUAUUUAUAAAGCUGCAGGUUCCGGGGCCGUCAUCUUCAUCCUAAACCUCACUUCACCUCCUAGUGUGUCACUGACCAGGAACAAGCAUGCAGGAGGGCAGAGUGUUCAGACAUCAUUGGCUGCAUGCUUGUUCUGGGUCAGUCACACACUAGGUAGUGUAUGAGGAUUGGGAUGACAGCUCUGGAGCCUUCACCUUUAUAGUGUAUCUAUAGAUAAAAUGUGUUUAUUUUCAGUUUUGCAUGGUGUGGGGGAGGAUUAGUACCCCUGACAGGUUUUUACUGAUUUCUGGGGCUCCAUUAGAGAGAUUCCCCCUCACUUCCUGUCCUGGUGACAACAUUUUACUAGACAGGAAGUAAGGGGAACUCUCUAACAGCAACACGGACAGAACAAAAAAAUCCUUUUCUUUAGUAGAUUAGGGGAAGGCUAGAACCCCUGUCAGAGUUUUAUUUCGGUCUGUUUCCCUGUUGUAGAUCUUCCUUCAUUUCCUGCCUGAUAAAAUGUUGUCACCAGGACAGGAAGUGAGGGGGGAAUCUCUCUAAUGGAGCCCCAGAUAGCAGUAAACCUGACCGGGGUUCUAACCCUCCCCCACUCCAUCAAAAACUAGAACAAUAGGUUUUGUUUAGACACCUCUAUGAUCCUUAUGGAGCCGAGCAAUUGUUCCAUUUCCUCUAUGGCCCUAUUCAUCUGAUAAAGAUAAAUAAUUAUUAAUUACAAUUAUUAUAAAACAUAUUAUAAUUAUUAAAAAUAAACAUUAAAAUUACUAUUACUUAUAAAAAAAAUAUUAUAUGAUUUCCUAAUGAUGAAAUCACAUGACUAAGUGCUUAUAUGCUAAUGUGAGGUUCUUUAUAUAAUAACAGG